ACAUGAUUUACAUGUACGGGAUGAUGUACAGAGUUCAGUGAUCUUUAUGAUGAUAUGUCAAUCAUUAACUCAUGUCCAGUCAAGAACAACUCAGUAACUAGUCAUGAGAUACAAUGCCGAUAGUGUUUUUAUAUAAAUAAUCAACAGUUUUAAAGCCAUAAAUGACAAAUUUACAGCAGAGCAAAGAGAAGUGUUAAUAACGAGGAAGCAGCCUGUUUAAAAAUACUGACUGUCAUACACAGAGUGUUCAUUCACUGACAACACUGAUGCAGACAUGACUUUUUCAUAUAUCCCUCAACUAAUAUGCCUACUCACUGGACUCAUUGAAAUUCACAGUGAAAUUAUUACAGUGAGUAAAGUGUCGGUCGAGGCUGGACGCUCCAUCUCUAUCCCCUGUCUCUAUGAUCCACACUACACAAACCAUGUGAAAUAUCUGUGUAAAGGAUAUUAUUGGAUCUCCUGCAAACCUGUAGUAACAACAGACCAACGAAGUUCAGGAAGGUUUUCAAUCUCUGAUGACAAAAACAGAAGAAUCUUCACCGUGACUAUAAAUGAUCUGACGAGUGGGGACACUGGCUGGUGGUGGUGUGCUGUGGAGAUCGGCGGGCAUGACAUAAUAGACGAGAGAGCAUAUUUUUAUCUGUCAGUCACUAAAGAUGUGCCAAGUCUGUCUGUGGAGCAACAGGAAAUUGUCGCAUUUGAAGGAGGAAGUGUGACUGUUAUAUGCCGCUAUACAAAUGACAACAGAAUAGUAACAGAAUGGUGCAGGCUGGACAACACCUGUGUGAUUGCGAGCGAUCAGACUGGAACAAUAGAUGGUACAACAGUGACUAUCAAUCAAAGUGUCCCCAAUGUUUUCAUUGUGACUAUGAGUGAAUUGAAGGCAGACAGCAUAAACUGGUAUCUUUGCAAAAGCCAAAACCUCCAGAUGCCAGUACACAUAAGUGUUCAUGAAUUAACCUCAACUACUACAACUACUAAGACUACUACAACUUCUCCGACUACUACAAGUACUACGACUACUACAAGUGCUAUGACUACUACAAGUGCUAUGACUACUACAACUACAGCAGAGACACUUCCAACCACUCCCCAGCAUUCGUCCUUGCUUACGAGUGCAGAGACACAUACAGCUCAGCCAACAAACCCAACCAUUAACGGGACAGGUGGAGACAGCCUGCAAGCUGAACACAAGAUUUCCACAAGGACGAUGAUUCUCAUCACCUCCCUCACUCUUUCCCUCAUCGUGCUCUUACUUGUUCCUGCUGCCUUUUUUGGUUGGAGGAUGAUGAGACGUCGUCAGGUCAAACCUGAGGGGGCUCACAUCCCUGCGGGCUCACAAACUGGGAGUCAUCCUGAUGAACUCUACGUCAACAUUGUUCCAGAUCAACAUAUAUACGAGAUUGAACUUGAAGAUGAUCUACAGCACACUACACAUUAAAAUACAUGUACAAUGAGCAAAAAAGACGAGAAGACAGAAUGGCUAACACUGCUGGGGUCAUUCUGGUGUGCGCUUAUUUUACUUAAUUUUUUGAUAAAUCAAUCAAUCCUGCAGUCUGUAGUGACUCCACACCAACACAGGGUGGGUAGUAACACGUUACAAGUGAUGCUCAAGUAAAAAGUAUUUUUUAAGGAAUGAGUAUUAUUCAUGUCCUUUUUUUAAAACUUCAACUCUUUACUUAAGUAUAUUUUUGAGUCAGUAAUCUACUUUGUACUUAGCUACAUCAGUUAUACCUUGUUUCAAUUAGUGGGUGACAGCUCCCUGCUGAACUGCUGCUGCAUUAACACAGACUUCUGACUAUAGCUGAAAAUAUUUCGCAAUAAAAGCCAGUUGUUAACAAAUUAGUGGAUUCUGUCCUCGUGACCAUUAGAGGGCUUUUAUUUUGAAACAUAUACCUGCUCUUACAUAUUGCACUGGACAGUCAUAUCUGUUCAUUUACAAAAGAUGAAAAAGAUGGACACUUGGAAUUGCUGUUCACUGUUUAUGUUGAAUGGUUGUCUUGGUUAAAUGGCUGGUUUGGAUGUCACUUCUCUUUUUUUAGUUUUUCAAAGUGUUUUAAUUUGUCCGUUCUGGGACAGGGAAACGGACAAAGAGAAGUGUAGAUGAGAGAAAGAGGAACAGAUUAACUAUCAGAGAUUAAGGUUAUCCUCAAACAUUGUAUUUAUUUGCUGAACAUAUGCUUUAUUUAAAAAAAGGUUUAUGAACAAGUGCUGUUUUUCAUCAUUUUGCACGAUGUAAUUGGUACUACAUCAUUUGUCAUGAGUUGUUGUUGGUUACUUAACUCUCAAAUUUGUCAGAAUAAACAUGGUGAUGAUUUGAACAUGAUUUACAUGUAAGGGAUGAUGUACAGACUUCAGUGAUCUUUAUGAUGAUAUGUCAAUCAUUAACUCA
Messenger RNA from Larimichthys crocea (large yellow croaker), 2392 nucleotides. RefSeq names its product polymeric immunoglobulin receptor-like. Gene Ontology annotation, molecular function: transmembrane signaling receptor activity. The coding region runs from base 275 to 1441 and encodes 388 amino acids. Gene Ontology annotation, cellular component: plasma membrane. The record is from RefSeq and is a predicted model, not a curated record. The transcript has 8 exons. Lineage: Eukaryota; Metazoa; Chordata; Actinopteri; Sciaenidae.